Molecule: messenger RNA, 1644 nt
Organism: Pieris macdunnoughi
Lineage: Eukaryota; Metazoa; Arthropoda; Insecta; Lepidoptera; Pieridae
Source: the annotation of a GenBank genome assembly
AUGGCUAGGAUGUGGAUUGUUUGUUUUUUAGCAUUUUGUUUAUUUAAAAAUGCUGUUAGUUUCGAGCAUCAUUUUCAGUUUUGUAACAACAACACAAAAGUGCGAAGCUGUACGCCCCAGAUACUAGGAGAGGGUAAUUCGGAUGAUGACAGCUGCAAACUGGAGAUUAUACCACCAAAUAGUUCAGAUUGUGUAGACAGCUUUGGUCCAAUAGAGAAUAAUGCUCAUAUAGGUGGUGUAAGCUUACACCCAUAUAUUCUACCAGUUGAAGUUAAAACCAGCACAGAAUAUCAUAGCAAUAACUAUACUGUGUUGAAUAUCACAUUCAGUAAUAUAAAGUGGAAAACAAUGAAGUUUCGUUUCCAAAAAUACAAUAAGAAAGAGAGUCACUGUAGAAACAUUGUAAUAUCAAAUGAUGUAACCUUUAAUGAUCAGUCAGUGCUAUAUUAUGAUUGUUAUUGGUCAUUGACUGAUGGUGAUUAUAAUGGUCAAAGUCAUAUACUAGAUUUUGAGGCUACAGAUGACUAUGUUGUCAAUAGAGGCAGAUAUUACUUUAACAUUCCAUCGGCGCAAAUGCUAAGUCCAACAAUUAGCGAAAAGGAUUGGAAACCAUUUGUGUAUAUUGAAAUAUUAACACCAACUAUGAACCUGCAUAUAAUUCCACCUCCAGCACAACUAAAAAUACAUUCCUACCAAAUAGAUGUGAUGAAACAAUGUGAUCAUAAGAACCAAUGUGAGGAGUUAGUUAAAACUGCUAUCAUCAAAGUAAAGAAUAGUACAAGAGAAGUGACAUAUACCUAUAGUCUUCUGAAUUCUCCUGGACUUUACUAUUUUAAAGUAACACCUCAGCAUGAAAAGUGCAAAGGACAAAUGUCAGAAUGUCAGUUUGUGGAAAGCCCCAGGAUUACAAUAAAAAGUGAGGUGCAUCAGGCUAUGAACAUCUGCAUAGCAAGCAUCACAGCUCUCAUCCUGGCAACAUUGUUCAUUUAUUACAUAGUUCUACGCGUAAUUCGACGAUACUGGUGCAAGGAAUACGGCCAAGAAAUUCCUCCACCAACAAAGGUUCUGAUAAUAUACCCGACUGCUAGCCGUCUCCACGCAGAAUGCGUAGCUUCCUUUGUCACCUACCUUCGUGCGGAAUACGGAUUCGAUAUUAUGUACGAUGGCGACAUUUCUACCACGUCCCACGGAGACCCCUACAUAUGGGCAGAAGAGGCUUUCAAACUCGCUUCUCACAUUGUCUACGUAGUUGGACCGGCUGAAGAUACAAAUCUCUACAACAAUAUAUACGACAAACCGAUCAUAACCGCCCACAAAGUCGACAUUCUCCUUCUAUCUCUCCUCCGGUCCUCAAAAACGUCAAAACUCAAAAAAUAUGUCGUGAACGUAUUCUUCGAACACUCGGAUGGCGAUAUACCAGUCGAAACGAGAAACGAUAGAGUUUUCUUCCUAAUAAAGGAUUGGCAAAAGUUUAUUGCGUAUUUAUCGAGGAAUUUGUUGCCGAGGAAACAACUCAUGCGAACGGAGAAGGGUAAGUGCUUUUUGGACGAUUUGUCUAGGGCUAAGAAGUUGCUGAGCAACAGUCGUGACGAUCACAUUAUAAAGUUCGAUAAGAAUUGCGUUGAGAAGAAAGUUGUGCUGUGA